Messenger RNA from Dacryopinax primogenitus, 1758 nucleotides. RefSeq names its product TPR-like protein. Bases 1 to 1758 code for a protein of 585 amino acids. Lineage: Eukaryota; Fungi; Basidiomycota; Dacrymycetes; Dacrymycetales; Dacrymycetaceae. Gene Ontology annotation, molecular function: protein binding. The record is from RefSeq and is a predicted model, not a curated record. The transcript has 2 exons.
AUGCUUGCCUCGAUAUCUCGCCUGCAGCACGAUCAGAAUCCGCGCGUGUCUGUGCCGGCCUAUCUCGCAUCGCUCCCAUGUGCGCUUCUCACCCUCGACAACCUCGAGACAGUAUUAAACUCUGAUAGUGCGAAUGUGGAGAACUGGCUUGGAGUGAUUGCGCAAAUUUCUCACGUUUCGCUCUUGAUCACCAUGCGAGGAUCUACGCCGCCUACUACUGUGCGAUGGACGAGCAUCUGCCGCGAUCCUCUCUCGCCGCUCUCAUUGUCAGCGUCAAGAGAGACGUGGAUGGAUUUGACGUCGAGCGAAGAUAAGAAGCUCGAUGCGCGCCUCGCGAUGCUGGAUGGAUUACCGCUGGCGAUCAAAUUGAUGGCGACGCUGGAUCAUGCCGCCACUCCAUCGGAACUGAUCGAGAUGUACAAUGCGGAGAAGACAUCACUGUUAGGGAUUGAUGGUGACACGCGAUUGAAGAGCCUGGACGUAUCAAUUCGGUUGUCCCUCAAUUCUCGCACCAUGGCUAGAAAUCCUCAAGCAAUGGAUGUGCUGUCGAUGCUUUCGCUCUUGCCUACUGGACUGCUGCUUUCUUCUAUAGGCGAUGUGGUUCCAUCAAUGGACGCACCAAGAGCAAAUGCACUGGUGCUGGUGAAGACCGGGCUGGCGAUACGUGAGAAGGAUCGGAUCCGGUGCUUGGCUCCCAUUCGAGAGUUCGUGAUGCGAUACCACCCACUACGACCGGGGCCUCUGGCGGAAGGACGGGGCUAUUUCAUGCGAAUGACGGACGAGGUAGAGGAUAUCGGCACAGAAAAGGGUCGUGAAGUGACAGCACAUCUGUUAACCGAGUUCAGCAACAUCACCUCCAUCCUCUGGAAUUUCUGGGGGGAACGUUACCAACAAUGGAUGCUCGAUGUUUCGAAGGAAUCAUUGACGCGUGCCACUCAGCGGCUGGGCGAUUUCUCGCAAUUUGCGUUCAUAGGAGAUUGCGCGGAGCUGUUGGAAUAUGCCUGCACACAGCUGGAGAGGGAAGGUGACCAGGGAAACGCGGGGAUGUGUCUAAGUUUAAUCGGGGAAAUUCUGAGCAACCAGAUGGAACCUGAAGAGGCUUGUAGUCAAAGGAUUGGCGAGAUCUUCCGUAUGCAGACGAAGUAUGAGGAGACGAUUGGACUUCUGGAGGAGGCAAGGACGGAAUUUCGAAUGAUUGGGGACCGCCUUAGCAUCGCUCAGUGUACUGAAAGUAUCGGCAACAUCUUCCGUAUGCAAGCGAAGUAUGAAGAGGCGACUGAGCUUCUGGAGGAGGCGAGGGCGGAAUUUCAAACGAUCGGGUCCCACCUUGACAUCGCUCAGUGUACACGAAGUAUUGGCGAUCUGUUCCGCAUGCCGGGGAAGUAUGAAAAAGGGACUGGGCUUUUGGAGGAGGCGAGGACACAAUUUCGAACGAUUGGGGACCGCCGUGGCGUCGCUCAGUGUACACGAAGUAUCGGGGAGAUCUUUUUUUGGCAAGGGGAGUAUGAGGAGGCGACCGGGCUUCUGGAGGAGGCAAGGGCGGGAUUUCGAACGAUUGGGGACCGCGUUGGCAUCGCUCACUGUGCAUACAACAUAGGAUUCGUUCUUCACCAACAAGGCAAGUAUGCGGAUGCGAUCGCCUGUCUGACAGGUGCAAGAACGGACUUCGGAGCGGUUGGAGCCCAUAGAGCGGCGACUGAGUGCACCGAGACGAUUGACAAUAUCAGAAGCAAAAUUGCCAGAGCGCGGCAACAGUAA